Molecule: messenger RNA, 2606 nt
Organism: Biomphalaria glabrata
Lineage: Eukaryota; Metazoa; Mollusca; Gastropoda; Planorbidae
Exons: 4
Coding region: 958-1524 (188 amino acids)
Biological process (GO): mRNA splicing, via spliceosome
Cellular component (GO): nucleoplasm; cytoplasm; ASAP complex
Molecular function (GO): RNA binding
Source: RefSeq, a predicted model, not a curated record
UAGUCGCUUCUUGGGAUUGGCAAAACUUUAAAGCUUGAGUGAUUUAUAGCCUAAAUGUGUUCUUAAUUUGUGAGUUAGUGUCUCGUUGUAGUAUAAACAGGAUUGACAUCAUUCUUGAGAGAUGGGAACUCAAGUCUAGUCUUUUUUAUUAGGUAUAUAGAUUAUAGGGUGCUAGGUCAGUUCUUAUAGUUCAAAGCGAGAAAUAUCACUGAACUAGAUCUAGAUCUUCUGAGCUACUUAUUAUACAGUUUAUUAACUCCAUCUAUUAUGUAUACAUAUUAUAAAUAACUCUUCCCUUCUUCUCGAAGAUCUACACAUUUUAAUUUCCCAUGAACUCAAGCAUAGCCAUAAGGAUUUAAUUUGGUCUUCUGCAGUGUCUGACCAGAAUAUUUUUCCAGGUUUUCCAGUCAGAUCCCACAAUGGCAUUGAAGUCAUCAAGUAUGUUGAGUUGUAUCCGUUUAAGGUGUUUUAUUUAUUAUAGAGUUUAGAUGUUGUCUUGGUUGGCCAUAGUCGGGGUAUAGGCGCUUAUUAGAGUUGCUUGUCGCCUUCAGGUCAGGGGUAGGCUUAUAGUCAAAAGGCAGUCAUUUAUAUCUUUUGGUAACCCUGCUAGCUUGUUGACUAUAACUAAGACUAAAGCUAAGACUACAUAAUUUGAGACACAACAUAAAGAGUUCAAUGAGCGACUGACUACACAUGGCAAUGUCAGCAUUUUAUCUGCCUAUCUCUCUUGUGCAAAUAUGAGUGCGAUAUUUGGGACGGUUGGCUUCAGUACGGUCAAUAAGAGUACGGGCAUUCCAGACGCCGAGUGUGAUUUCAUAAGCGUUUAAUGUUUCUUCUUGAGAUUUAGAUUUGUUCUAUUUUUCAAGUAUAAACGGGAGUUUCCGCAGUCACCUGUCUGUACCAUUGGAGAGAGGUGUUUAAGACACAUUUACUAGCCCCUUUCUCGUGCUAAGGAGAAUGAGUCAAAAUCAAUGUCAAAAAGAUCCUUUUAAAAUCUACGUAAGAAAUCUUCCAGAUGAUUGGAAUGAAAACAAUCUGCUCACUCUUUGCCUUCCUUACGGAAACAUUGUUAAUAUUGAGAUUCCAAGAGAUGAGGACGGCCAUUCAUUACAUCAUGCGUAUGUAACCUUUAAAAGUGAAGAUGAAGCAAGCUACGCAGUAUUUAGGCUUGAUAAAAUCGUUGUGUCUGGAAGGGAAAUUCGCGUUAAAUUGUCAAAUCUAUCUAAACCACAUCAAAUUAAAUCCUGUAAACAGUCACCACAACCUCCUGUCGAAAUGUCCAACCAGUUGCAGCAAUCUCCUGCUGAAUCAUCAAACCUUUCCCGACAGCCUAAUGAUGCCAGCCGAAAAAUCAGACAUGAAAAAACUGUUCGGAAACAUAGAAGACUAGGAAGUGUUCUGCUCAGACUUUUGAAGAUCGCUUUGUACGCUUUCUUUGCGCUUUGCCUAGCAGUCCUCGGUAUCCUAGUCAUAAUAUUGCUUAGAAUAUCACGACUCCUACGCAGGCUGGCACGCAGACAUUGAUCGUUUGUCUUUUGUCAUGAAUGUCUGUCUCUUACUUAUGAAUGCAUGUGCAUGUCUAGUGAAUAUCUUUGUGAUGAAAUUCUUUCUUUUAAAUGUUCGUUUCAUAGGUCUAUCUUGGAUUUUCUCGAUUCUAAUGCUGGCAUCAUCUUUAAAGGAUCAUGCUAAACUAGUCACAUAUUUAUUGGAGUCUGGGGCAGACUACACUCCAAUGGAUUGCUAUGGUCAAAAUGCCCUUUAUUACGCAGUAAACCUUGGGUUAAAAAAUACUGUAGAAGUUUUUCUAAAAUUUCCUAUUGAUGUCAAUGUACCAUGCUCUUCUACUGGCUUGACUGCUUUGCAUCUUGCAGCCAAGAACAAUGACACAGAUAUGUUAUGCUUGCUAGAGGGCUACAAAGCUGAUUUGGAAGUGGAAGACACACACGGAAAUACUGCUUUGAUGAACGCAUUAAAGAGUUCAGGAAAAGUAAAGGACUCCAUUCUGUUCUUAUUGGAUGCAAGUUUAAAUAUUAACCACCAGAACAAAGAUGAUGAGCUGCCGAGAUGUCAAUGACAGGGGUAGUAACACUGCUGUUUGAGAAAGGAGCUGAUUUGGGCAUCAGAAAUUAUGUAAAUAAUAGAAAUGGUGUUGAGAUUAUGCUGGAUAGUAUUGCCCCUCGCACGAUCUUCUGCAAUGAAAAACUGAUCACAUGUACCGACAAUUUAUUAACAAAAGGUGGACUGGAUGUCUAUGUUGAAAAAAGUACUUCUGUUUUUUAAUCUUAGAUAACGAGGUGAAUCUUGUUCAGAGACUUAUUUAUUGCAGUGUUUGUCCCAUGGACAUUUCUGAAUGUACGUUGAAAGAAAACCGAUACACCUUUCGUUCCCCGGCAAAGACAUUUUCUCCAUUCUGGUACGCUCUGAUGAUCAAUAAUCUACAACUUGCUAGGUACUUUAGAAACAUUUCCUUUUUAACAUUUCCUGAUUGCUGUUAUCAGCAAUAUGUUACUAGCAGGAAUCAUUUGGUGGCGAAAAAAAUACAAGCAAUGUCUUGAGUUCGUGUAUUAACUUUGUAGCAAGUCUUUAAAGGAUUAAACGAUUUGAUG